CAGUAACGCACAGUUAAAUGUUCGUGAGCGUGCAGGUGGAGCAGCGCUUGCUGGUGCUGUCAGCUCUUCAGAUUGAGCAGUUAGCUUGAUGGCUAGCAAACACAAACAACCCUGUUCAUGAAGAUCCAUGGCCACUCGACUCUGUGUGUCAUUGUAAGGGCGUUUCUCCUUUAACGCUUGCCAAACUAGGACGUGACAUAGUCAGCACAGUAGUGUUUUCUGUCCGCAGUUUACAGCGAAAGGACGGCGAGAGGACUGAAAUUGGAGCUAACGUUGGUUAGCUAGCUGCUGUUAGCUUGCCAACGCAAUGGCCUAUAGGUGUAUCCCAGAUGAUGUGAGGCACCCCUGCCUGUAGAGACAAAGAUGACUGAAGUCCAGGCCACAGUGGAGUUCUCUGUGGAGCUCCACAAGUUCUACAACGUGGACCUGUUCCAAAGAGGCUUCUACCAGAUUCGUGCCGGUCUGAAGGUGCCGCCCCGGGUUCCACACAAAGUUGAGACCAGCCUGCUUCACCCGGGAGGCUCUGAUCUGGCGUUUCCCGCUUCAGUCCAAGACGAUGUCAUCUGCAGCAAAACCUUCCAAAUUCUCUACAAGAAUGAAGAGGUUGUGAUCAACGACGUCCUCCUCUUCAAAGUGAUGAUGCUGCUGGAUGAGAAGAAGGUGGAAGAGUCCCUCAAUGACAUUGAUUUCCAGCUAUUCUUGGAUUUAUAUUUCACAGAUGGUGAUUACACGCCAGAUGAUCCAACCUCUCUACAGAACAUCAGUGGCCGCACACUUCGUUUGCACUUUAGCCUUCAGCGAGGCAUCCACCAGCACGUCAACGUCAUGUUUGACUACUUCCACCUGUCUGUCAUGUCUGUAGCCAUCCAUGCCUCCCUCGUGGCUCUCCAUCAGCCCCUUAUCAGUUUGCCUCGACCGGUGAAAACCACAUGGCUGAACCGCAACGCUCCACCGCAGAGCAAAGACUCCAUCAUCCCACCUCUGGAGAAUGUGGUGUUCGGAGGCAGUUAUGUCAAGCAAGUAUCGGCAGACGGCCGGACGUUUUUGGUGUCUGACCACUGUCUGCAGCACGCCUUCAGUCUGCACCAUGACCUCUGCUCCCACCUCCUACUGGCCUACCAGGGCCUCUUUGACUACUUCACCUCCAGCACCAAGGACCUGCCCUCCUCCCAUCGCAUGGAACUAGCCAAGCCCAGCAUGCAAGUCCUAUAUGAGCGAGUACUCAGAAGACCCUAUCCCCGAAGUCAAAGGCACGUCUACAUAGAACAACUCGACUUAGAGGCCCGUCUAGCUGAGUUAUGUGAACAUGUCAAGCAGAAAGCGGAGUCCCCUGACGAGCUGGCAGAACUGGUCAAUAUGAACCUGGCCCAGCUCUGCUCUCUGCUCAUGGCUCUCUGGGGACAAUUCCUGGAGGUAGUAUCCCUGCAGGAGCAUGUUGCUGCCCUACUAGCUAUGGAGCACCAUUCACUGAGAGUAAGGCGCUUUGCUGAGGCUUUCUUUUGUCUCGAACAUCCAAGACAAGCUGCACUAGCGUAUCAGGAGCUACAUGCUCACAGUCACCAGCAGAUGACGAAUGCUAUCAAAAGCUCCAGCUACUUCCUGUCUUUGCCUCCACUUCCAGUGGAAUGUGCAGACCUAGAUGGUGACGUUAGCUCCCUGCCGAUCAUCUUUGAGGAUAGAUACCUGGAUUCUAUCACUGAAGAUCGCGACGGACCCUGGCUGGGCAUGCACAACGCGAGGUCUGGCUCCAUGUCCAGCAAAGCAGACAAGCCCAACUCCAAGGAGUGCAGUGCUGCAGCCAGCCCCAUACCCGAGUCUCGGUGUGCCCCUAUGGAUAACACCUGGCCAGACAGCUAUGAUCCACCACCCAAGUCCAAAGGCAAGUCGGUCAAACUGAAGAAGAAUGCAAAGACUGAGAACUCAAAGAAGCUGAUCAGACAGGGCUCCAAGGACUCCGUGGUGUUGGUGGGCUACAAGAACCUCAAAGCUCCUUAUGGUGACCCAAAGCACAAGGAAGGGGAAGCCCCCCUAAACCAGGAAGAGGAUCGAGAUGCAUUACAGAGGGACUCGAGUAGUUAUUUAAGGACUUAUGCAAAUUCAGCUUUUGACUCUGGUGCCAAUUCAGCACACUGUGGAGACGGUGCUGUGGAUUGUGUCGCAGAUGACAAUAUUGGUACUGCUGCUUGUCAAAGAGGUUCCUUCAAAAAGACAAACACAGACGCACAGAACAAUCCUCAGGCUGGUACUGGGGUUAUUGCUACAUGCAACCAACCACUUUGCAAAGAUCAGCAGGUUGACCCUGGUGGCCAAAAGCUGCCAGAGUGGUCUGCUGGGCUGAAGCAGAUUGAGGUGAAACCAAGUUUAAAGGAUCCAUACCAAGGGGACAAAGUAACGGUUCUGCUCCCAUGUCGGACAGACAUCUGUGAAUCAAAGCGGUCUGUAGUGGACUCUGUUUUCGAAAGGCCCGGUAAAGAGGCAGCGCAGCGUAGCCAGUCCUGUCUGGUCUCAGUCCAGGUGAAGAGUGAUUGUUUCAGGCUGCCGGACGGCGGAGCCCCUAGUGCCUCGUCGCGACUCUCGGACUCGGGUAUCGAAAGCGAGCCCAGCUCUUUCGCCACUCAGCUGGUUCCAGGGCUUCAGACUUUCGCCGGACUAGGCGUCUCUGAAUCGGGCAUAGCUGCCCCCCAGCCCGAGAGGCCCCUCCCGAGUCCUGCACCACGGCCGGUUCAGCAAAGCUCGGUGCAAAAGCCCAGUGGGGGGGCAGCAGAAACUCUUUACCCAGAGAACACCAGCGCUGUCAGCGGAGUCCAGUCCUCUCUCACUUCCAUCAACUCCCUGCCCUCUGAUGAUGAGGGCGAAAGCUCCUCAAAGGGCUCCAGUGGAGCUGAAGUCCGAGGCAGGAAGUCCAGUGUUUUGGUGCAGGAGCAGAGUGUAGUGUUCUCUGAAGAUGUCGCCAUCAGACCGGCCAACGACACUGCUGCAGGGGAUUCCCAUCUUAUAAAACCUCCCUUUGACUUGGAAACGGACCCCAAAUUAUUAGGUACUUCUGAUCUUGGACUAGAGGGAGUGGCUGGUUCUGGGACUGUUAAAGAACCCGGUAGUGACCCCCAUACUACCUGCCCUUCCAGUAACUCUGCCACCAGCAGCUCUGACCUGGUGAAACGUGGGAUGGUGGAGAACUACUUUGGCUCGUGCUCCAGCACAGAUGCGUCUGAGAUCAGCCCGGUGGAGACAUCCGCCAUCACGCUGGGAAUCCAUGCUGGGCCACAGGUGGAGGACGACGACGACGAGGACGAGGCCGAACACGAGAUGAUCGAGAACGGUUACUACGAGGAAGGGGAUGGCUACGCUUUCGUCAAUGGCGUCGUUGCCGACGAGGAGCAAAGCGGGGUUGGGGACGCGGCCGCUUCAGAGACGAGUCUUCUGUUUGAGCAGCUCGGCAUCGGCUACCCCCAUGAAACAAAGGACUUAUCAAAAGCGCCCAUCUGCUCCAACCUGGCCUCCAGCAGUGCCGGGUGUAGCUUGGGCAGACCUCCCUGUCCCUCAGCCUCCUUCUCCUCCAGCCUGCGGUGGUAUGAAUGUGCACCCACGCCGCACAUGAAAGCGUUCAUUAAGGCAAAGGAAGAAAUGAAACACCUGAAGCUGCCUGGCUUCCUGUACAGUGACGUGUCUGAGCUGGCAUCCACUGUGCCCUACUUCAGCCUGGAGGAAGAUGAAACUUGCGAAGAAGGCAUCCAUCUCAUAGUCUGCGUCCACGGCCUGGACGGUAACAGUGCAGACCUGAGACUGGUGAAGACUUACCUGGAGCUUGGACUGCCGGGCGCUCGUAUAGACUUCCUGAUGUCAGAGAGGAACCAGAAUGACACUUUUGCUGACUUUGAGUCGAUGACGGACCGACUGCUGGAUGAAAUAGUCCAGUACAUUCAGAUAUACAACCUCACAGUGUCAAAGAUAAGCUUUGUGGGUCACUCCUUGGGGAACCUCAUCAUUCGCUCGGUGCUAACUAGGCCCAGGUUUAAAUGUUACCUGAGCAGGCUGCACACCUUCCUCUCCCUCUCUGGACCUCACCUGGGCACAUUGUACAACAGCUCUGCUCUGGUCAACACGGGACUUUGGUUCAUGCAGAAGUGGAAAAAGUCCGGGUCACUCCUUCAGCUGACUUGCCGUGAUAACUCUGAUCCUCGCCAAACUUUCCUCUACAAGCUCAGCAAGAAAUCUGGUCUGCAGUUUUUCAAGAAUGUGGUAUUGGUUGGGUCACUGCAGGAUCGUUACGUCCCGUAUCAUUCUGCUCGAAUAGAAAUGUGCAAAACUGCAGUAAAGGACAAACAAACAGGCCCUGUGUAUGCUGAGAUGAUUGAGAACCUGCUGCUGCCAGUACUUCAGAACAAAGACUGUAAUCUAGUGCGAUAUGAUGUCAUACAUGCCCUGCCCAACACAGCAAACUCCCUGAUUGGCCGGGCCGCCCACAUUGCCGUCCUUGAUUCUGAGAUCUUCCUGGAGAAGUUCUUCCUCGUUGUAGGCCUCAAGUUCUUCCAGUAGAAAUGAGGCAGAAUCAACAAGAGGAAUGUGGAGCCAAUACCUCGCUGCAUCAAAACCUUAUUCUGAUUAUUUCUUGGUUUUUAAAAUGCAUAGCAUCACUUUUCGAAGACAUGAGCAAAAUCACAAUUUUUCAUCUCAUGUUGUUUAUAUUGGAAUCACAGUGGAUAUGGACAUUUUUUAUUUUUCUACUGCCAUCUUUUAAACUUUUUUUUUUUUUUUUUUUUUUUUUUUUUUUUUUUUUUUUUUUUUUUGUGUUCGGGAAACUAUCCCCUCCCCCCAUCAUAUGCUAUGUUUUCAGUGGGAUUUAUGUAAUGUUUAUACUUUUAAUUAGUUAUUCAAUUAAUUUUAGAUGCUGAACUGGAAAUAUAGCUGCUACAGAAAUGAAAUGGCUGUUUCGGUGAGCUGGCCCGAGUCACGUCUGCACACACACGUACUGUCCUUACCAUUGCAAACGUUUCCCAUCGAUUUUAAGAGACACUGCAUUGAUUUGCACCACAACUACAUUUUACAAGCUUUUGUACUGAAAAAUGGUCAUUUGUACAAGUUACUUUUUUAUCAACAAUUUUCCAUCGUUUGUAAUGGCAAAGAUUGCAUUUGAGAUAGGAUUGUUGCUCAGACUUGGCAGCCUUUGCUUUGGUCUUAAUACUUGCUACUCUUUGCCAUUUACCCAACCUGGUGUUGGGAGAAUAAAGCUUUACCUACGACAUAACAACAUUUUAUUACAGGGGUUUUAAGCAAUGAUCAUGAUUUAGCAGAAGCACAUAAUGGCAAUAUGAACUUGUUUUAUUGAAAGUAUUUGGUUGUUAUAAUUUGGUGAUUGUGUUUGAACUGGAAAGUAUUGCUUUGAAUUAAAAAAUAGUUUCUUGGAAAAUUGUUUAUAUAUCAUCGUAAUCUACCAUUAAAUCUGCAUCUUAUGAAGUUGGUUAAAUGACUUUUCUUUCUUAUGUGUCACUGCUAAUCACAGGGCUUAAUACACUAAGUGCAGGAAACCCGUUCUGAAGUGAUUUCAUAUCAACUACUAAUACAAUCUCAGCUGUGCCGUUUAUAUCGGGGAAGAAUUUAAUUUUAUGAGCUACCCAAUGUUGGCCACGCUUGUUAUGAUGAAUUUAAGUCUAGUUUUGAUUAACAUUGAUGUACAUCUCUUGGCCUGGGUUCGUUAUAAUUGAACACAUGUAGCAGUAUAAUUAAUUCUAUCGUGUCUGCAGUUUGCUCUGUUAUCGUGGUGCCAUUUCUUUCAAUGAUAUUCAUCUCUCCUUUCAUUUAGAUUAUUUUAUUUUUUUCAAUUGAUCAAAUGGCCCUGCAGAUGGCAGUGUCAUCAGUGACGUGUUUUAAAGACCAACAAUAAAAGUGGGAACU
Messenger RNA from Anarrhichthys ocellatus (wolf-eel), 5892 nucleotides. It is a transcript of the gene fam135a, whose product is annotated as family with sequence similarity 135 member A. The record is from RefSeq and is a predicted model, not a curated record. The coding region runs from base 364 to 4536 and encodes 1390 amino acids. NCBI's taxonomy places the organism in Eukaryota, Metazoa, Chordata, Actinopteri, Perciformes, Anarhichadidae. The transcript has 21 exons. Gene Ontology annotation, biological process: lipid metabolic process.